This is a messenger RNA of Phacochoerus africanus (Common warthog), 4247 nucleotides long. It is a transcript of the gene SARM1, whose product is annotated as sterile alpha and TIR motif containing 1. Gene Ontology annotation, biological process: signal transduction; negative regulation of MyD88-independent toll-like receptor signaling pathway; response to axon injury. Lineage: Eukaryota; Metazoa; Chordata; Mammalia; Artiodactyla; Suidae. The transcript has 9 exons. Gene Ontology annotation, cellular component: dendrite. The record is from RefSeq and is a predicted model, not a curated record. Bases 368 to 2542 code for a protein of 724 amino acids. Gene Ontology annotation, molecular function: signaling adaptor activity; protein binding; NAD+ nucleosidase activity.
UGGCUUCUCAGGGGCGGGGCUGCUGCAGAGCAUCUCCGCGAACCCGGCCGGAACUGGAGCCGCUCUUUGUUUGGCUUGCUGCCUCCUAGACCCUCCGGCGCCUGGGUCCAUUCCUCCCGCCUCUCUGCUCUCUCCUCCUGCUUGCCCCCUUCAUCCGGGCCUGCAAUUCCCUUCCCUAACCUCUUCGUUCCAGAUCCUGCCCUCACAUUUCUGGUCAGCGCCCUUGCCUGGCACCCCUCUCUCCACCCUCCCUCCUGCAUCUUCUUCCCUCGGGUCCCCUCUCGGGUCUUCUUUUUCCCAAGGUCUGGGUCGCUCCGCCCUCCGCCCCCCGCCCCAGGCCGGGGAUGUGCCCUGCAGCCCCGCGCCCAUGGUCCUGACGAUACUGUUCUCUGCCUACAAGUUGUGCCGCUUCUUCGCCAUGUCCAGCCCAAGACCAGGCGCUGAGCGGCUAGCGGUGCCCGGGCCGGACGGGGGCGGCGGCGCCGGCCCGUGGUGGACCGCGGGCGGUCGUGGGCCCCGCGAGGUGUCGCCCGGGGUGGGUGCCGAGGUGCAGGGCGCCCUGGAGCGCGCGCUGCCUGAGCUGCAGCAGGCGCUGUCGGCGCUGAAGCAGGCGGGCGGCGGGCGGGCCGUGGGCGCCGGCCUGGCUGAGGUCUUCCAGCUGGUGGAGGAAGCCUGGCUACUGCCAGCCAUGGGCCGCGAGGUAGCCCAGGGUCUGUGCGACGCCAUCCGCCUGGAGGGCGGCUUGGACCUGCUGCUGAGGCUGCUCCAGGCGCCGGAGCUGGAGACGCGUGUGCAGGCCGCUCGCCUGCUGGAGCAGAUCCUGGUGGCUGAGAACCGGGACCGCGUGGCGCGCAUCGGGCUGGGCGUGAUCCUGAACCUGGCAAAGGAGCGCGAGCCGGUGGAGCUGGCGCGGAGCGUGGCGGGCAUCUUGGAGCACAUGUUCAAGCACUCGGAGGAGACAUGCCAGCGGCUGGUGGCGGCUGGCGGCCUGGACGCGGUGCUGUACUGGUGCCGACGCACGGACCCGGCGCUGCUCCGCCACUGCGCGCUGGCGCUGGCCAACUGCGCUAUGCACGGGGGGCAGGCGGCGCAGCGGCGCAUGGUGGAGAAGCGCGCCGCCGAGUGGCUCUUCCCACUCGCCUUCUCCAAGGAGGACGAGCUGCUGCGACUGCACGCCUGCCUCGCCGUGGCGGUGCUAGCCACCAACAAGGAGGUGGAGCGCGAGGUAGAGCGCUCGGGCACGCUGGCCCUGGUGGAGCCUCUUGUGGCCUCGCUGGACCCCGGCCGCUUCGCGCGCUGCCUGGUGGAUGCCAGUGACACCAGUCAGGGCCGGGGGCCUGACGACCUGCAGCGCCUUGUGCCACUGCUCGACUCGUCGCGCAUGGAGGCGCAGUGCAUCGGGGCUUUCUACCUCUGUGCGGAGGCUGCCAUCAAGAGUCUGCAGGGCAAGACUAAGGUAUUCAGCGACAUAGGCGCCAUCCAGAGCCUGAAACGCCUGGUCUCCUACUCCACUAAUGGCACCACGUCGGCGCUGGCCAAGCGCGCGCUGCGCCUGCUGGGCGAGGAGGUGCCGCGGCCCAUCUUGCCCUGCGUGGCCAGCUGGAAGGAGGCCGAGGUUCAGACGUGGCUUCAGCAGAUCGGCUUCUCCCAGUACUGCGAGAGCUUCCGGGAGCAGCAGGUAGAUGGAGACCUGCUUCUUCGGCUCACGGAGGAAGAACUCCAGACUGACCUGGGCAUGAAGUCUGGCAUUACCCGCAAGAGAUUUUUUAGGGAGCUCACGGAGCUCAAGACCUUCGCGAACUAUGCCACAUGCGACCGCAGUAACCUGGCUGACUGGCUGGGCAGCCUGGACCCGCGCUUCCGCCAGUACACGUACGGCCUGGUCAGCUGCGGCCUGGACCGCUCCCUGCUGCAUCGGGUAUCAGAGCAGCAGCUCCUGGAGGACUGCGGCAUCCGCCUGGGCGUGCACCGCGUCCGCAUCCUCACUGCCGCCAGAGAAAUGCUGCACUCCCCGCUGCCCUGCACCGGCUGCAAGCCCAGUGGGGACAUUCCAGAUGUCUUCAUCAGCUACCGCCGGAACUCAGGCUCCCAGCUGGCCAGCCUCCUGAAGGUGCACCUGCAGCUGCACGGCUUCAGUGUCUUCAUUGAUGUGGAGAAGCUGGAGGCAGGCAAGUUCGAGGACAAGCUCAUCCAGAGUAUCAUGAGUGCCCGCAACUUUGUGCUGGUGCUGUCGGCUGGGGCUCUGGACAAGUGCAUGCAGGACCAUGACUGCAAGGACUGGGUGCACAAGGAGAUCGUGACUGCUUUGAGCUGUGGCAAGAACAUUGUGCCUGUCAUCGAUGGCUUUGAGUGGCCAGAGCCCCACACCCUGCCUGAGGACAUGCAGGCCGUGCUCACCUUCAAUGGCAUCAAGUGGUCCCACGAGUACCAGGAGGCCACCAUUGAGAAGAUCAUCCGUUUCCUGCAGGGCCGCUCCUCCCGCGACUCGUCGGCAGGCUCCGACACCAGUUUGGAGGGUGCUGCACCCAUGGGCCCAACUUAAGCAGUCCCAAGUUCCCAAGCCCUGGCGUGACCCCUGUUUCUAUCAUUCCCCACAAUGGAGCAGCUCCUCGAACUGGCCUCCCUGGGCUGAGACAGCCUGGGCUCUUCUCAGGAAUUGGGCUCAAACCCAAUUUCCUUAGCCCAGGAAAGUGAGGGUGCGACCAACACCCAGGCCCUACCACCAGGUCCUGUCUCAGGCACGGGAGGGUCACUGCUCAGCUCUGGAGACCCUGGAGACUGAGGGUUCGCUGCACACUCCCUUCCUGCCCUGCCAGCCUGUGCAGGGUGAAGGCAGGUGCCCUCCGAUACAGAUUAGUGCAAUGCCCAGCCCUUGAUGCCAAGGCAGAGUCGGAGCCCAGGAGCCAGCCAGGGAUGAGAGUCCAGCCGUGGCUCUCCACCCAGACUGUGCCUGGCCCCUGGGCUCACCACUCCCUGCCGCCCUGUGGCCUUGCCCUGUAACCACUCAGUGUCCUUAGCUGGCCUGGUCCCCUCCCAGCCUUCCAGAUGUGCAGGCUCCUUUGCUACAUCUAUGUCUGGGUCAGGGUCAGGAUGAGCCGGCCCACACUCGCUGGUGGAUGGGAGACCCCUGCUUGGAUCUGGGCAGGGGAGGCUGUGCCUUGAAGGGCAGCUGGCCACCCGACCUGUGCCUUGGUGCUGCGCCCCAGGCCUCUGCCCCAGCCUGGCCCCACGGCCUUCCCCACCCCCUCACUCACCUGCUCAGGGGAGGGGAGGUGAAGCAGCAGCCUGAGCAGAACUGCAGCUGCAGGGGAAGAGGCAAGAUCCUGAAGCAGGGCCAGGGGUGCAUUCGAAUCACCUGGGAAUUCUGCAAAGCGUCCAUUCAGGAGACCCAAGGCGGGGGCCCGAGUUUCAGCAUUUCUCACAAACUCCCAGCUGAGCUGGCGCUCACAAUCAAGAAGUGACAUCUCAGGAGCAAGGGUCUGAGACGCCCAUGUCACCACGUUUGCCAUUUCCCUGACACUGUGCUCCAGGGUCUCUAAUCAUCAGAGCCCCCCUACCUGGUAUUAUCUCCAUCUUACAGACAAGGAACUAAAAGACGUGCCCAGCUUCUCGCCAUUGGUGGCAGCAUCAGGAUGCAGACCCAGCCUCCAGGUGCUCAGUCCACCGCCGCCAGGGGGUGGGACUGCUCUCCUGAGAACCAUCCUGGAGGCUGAAGCCUGGGCAGGGCUGUGGCUCCACAGGCGGCUGGCUUUCCCUUUGUCCCAAAGAAUCUAGCUGUGGGGGACAGGUUUUUAUAACAGAAGGCUGCCCCAGGGCUAUACAGCAAGAACCGAGUAGGAGUGUCGCUCAGCCCCUUCCUCCACCAGGGUAGAACAGCAAGAAAGUAUCCUCCUUCCACAGAAGCCAGGUCCCAGCUCCUGGGCUCAGCUGGCACCUGCCCUGCCUCUCACCUCCCAAGCACAGUGAGUUCACACUUGAAGGCUGGCUCAGCCCCGAGAUGCCUCCUGCAGGUGCUGGCCAGGUCGCCCUGAGCUCUUGGCAGCAGCUGCUGGCUUGGGAAUUCCUACAUUCCAGUCCCUUCCCUGUCUUUAGCCAGUCCUCUGACUGCACCCGACCUCCUUCCUUCAUGCCACACGAACACCCACCAGUGCCAGGCCUUGGAUGCCAUGGUGACGGAGGCAGGCUGGAUAUUGCCCUCCGAGAGCUGAGACAAUAAUAAUAAUAAUAAUAAUAAUAAUAAUAAUAAU